AAAGGGUUUUAGGAAGCAGAAUUAUAAAAUGUCUUUCGCAAAUUUUUCAUCCAAAACAAUCUCAGAAGAGUCUGCUAAAUGUCAACUUGAGGCUUGAGUCUUGAAGAGAGAUACGAAUACGAGUAAAAAGAUCCCAAGUUUCAAAGCCAGCAAGCUUUUAAAACGUAGAGGAACUGUGAUGAAAUGCAAGCCAAUCUCUGUGUUAAGCAUUGGAUCUUCCCAAUCCCCAAGUAAGAGGGAUGCUUAUGCCAUGGUCUCCGAAAUGAAGUCCAAAGUACUGAAGGGAAAUGAUUCAAGCAAGGAAGAUUUCGAACGUUUCCGUAAAAGAUGCAGAACCAGCUCAGAUAUCGACUAUGUCUUUCAGAGACCAAACCUUAAGAAAAGACCAGAGGUGGAACAAUCUUUAGCCUCAUUCUUGGACAAUGAAGGAAUUUUUCAAAUAAACUUGAAAGUUGUACUAGACGAUUAUCAUUUUUAAGCAUCCUCACUGGUAGUAAGCUGGGCUUAUCCUGCUUAUACCAGAUGGAUAGCUGAUAUACUAAUCAUUUGAUCAUUUAUCAGUAAUUCAUA
Moneuplotes crassus is the source of this 570-nucleotide messenger RNA. Lineage: Eukaryota; Ciliophora; Spirotrichea; Euplotida; Euplotidae. The record is from the annotation of a GenBank genome assembly.